UCAGGCACAUCUUUGGACCGCCCCUGUCGCCCUCAAGGCACCAGCCCAACCUGACAGCAGCAGCACAAUAAUAAUAAUCAAAUGUCCGGCGAAAUCUGUAAAUGAUCGUCUUCAUUUCAGUCUUUAAUCGUAGUUUUAGAGGUUGUUAAAAUGCCGCUGUUUGAUGGCUUGGUCAGCGGAGGAGAGAAGACUGCAAUCAUCAUAGAUUUGGGAGCGGCGUAUACAAAAUGUGGCUUCGCCGGGGAAACGGGGCCCAGGUUCAUAAUUCCGAGCGAGAUCCGGAGACCAGGACAGCAACCUGUCAAAGUGGUUCAGUACAACAUCAACACAGAAGAGCUCUAUGUCAUUCUCAAAGAGUUUAUCCACAUACUUUACUUCAGACAUCUUUUGGUGAAUCCUCGCGACAGAAGAGUGGUCAUCAUCGAGUCCAUCCUCUGCCCAUCGCAUUUCAGAGAGACACUCACCAAAGUUUUCUUCAAACAGUUUGAGGUUCCUUCUAUUCUGUUUGCCCCGAGUCACCUCAUGGCUGUGAUGACGUUAGGAAUAAACUCUGCUCUAGUGAUGGACUGUGGACACACAGAGACACUGGUGCUGCCUGUUUAUGAAUGCACUCCUAUUCUUCCUGCUUGGGAGGCUUUACCAUUGGGAGGAAAGGCUAUUCACAAAGAGCUGGAUGCCCUUUUGGUGGAGCAGUGCACAGUGGACACAGACACCAGCGCUGGGCAGACUGUAGCUGCUGCAAUUGGGACCAUUCCAGAAGAUAUUGUAGAGGAUAUCAAAGUGAGGACAUGCUUUGUCAGUGACCUGCAGAGGGGGCUCAAGAUUCAAGACGCUAAAUUUAAUCCAGAAGCAGAGCGGCCAGCUCCUCCCCCAGAUGUAGACUUUCCUUUGGAUGGAGAGAAAAUUCUACACGUCAAAGGCUCCAUCAGAGACUCACUUAUGGAGAUUCUGUUUGAACAAGACAAUGAAGAGAAGAGUGUAGCAACAUUAAUACUAGACACACUUGUGAAGUGCCCCAUUGACACUCGAAAAGUGCUCUCUGAAAACCUGGUGGUGAUUGGAGGAACUGCCAUGCUCCCUGGUUUUCUACACAGAUUGUUGGCAGAAAUACGCCUCCUGGUGGAGAAACCAAAGUACAGUGAGGUCCUGGCCAGCAAGAGCUUCCGCAUCCACUCCCCACCGGCCAAAGCCAACUGCACAGCCUGGCUCGGAGGUGCCAUAUUUGGAGCUCUCCAGGACAUUUUGGGCAGUCGUUCAGUGUCCAGAGAUUAUUAUAACCAAACAGGGCGUAUUCCAGAUUGGUGCUGCCUGAGCUCACCUCCUCCCGAGUCCCUGUAUGAGGCAGGAAAGACCCCUCCUCCACUCAUGAAGAGGGCUUUUUCUACAGAGAAGUAACCACGGAAACAUGUGUAUUUUGUACAGUUAAAUUAUGAUAUGUUGUCAAACUAUAAACAGUUUACAUUAGUUAACGGGGGCACAAUGUAACUUUUCUGGUGAUAGGUCUGCUACUUGUUAUCUAGUUUAUCUAGCUCAUGCUUUGCCUUUCCUGCAAUGUUCCACACUAUAGCAUUAAAUCUAUUCAUAUUGUCAUUUUUCUAUUACACGUGUUUUAUUGUGUAAAAAAUAACUGAAAACAUGCAUUGUUAAUGUAAGCGGGGUCGCCUCUCCACACAUCUGACCUGUAAUUUGGUCUGAUGCCGGCACCUCCUUGUCUCCAUGGAGAUAGAUAGUAUUAAUUGCAUACUGUGGAACAUUCUAGGCAAAACAGCUGGUGAUCUCUUUCUGUCUCUACUCAAAAAGUUACAAAGUGCACCUUUAAAAAGUAAUAAUGCAUUGGUCUAAUAAAGUCAUUGUUACUUUACAUUACUCUACCCAUAAGUUACUCUUAUAGUCAGAGCUAAUCAGGAGCUAACUGUUAAUCAUGUGGCUGCCAAUCUUUCAGAAAACGUUUGAAUAUGACUGUUAACCUGCUUAUUACUAGAAUUAGCAUCUAGUAUAAAGGAUGCUCCAGUCAUUCCAGUUUUGAAUUUACAUACUUUGGAAAUGCUUUUACAGUGUCAGAUUACACCAGUUUAAUGUAUUUAUUGUUUUGAAAUUGCAGAGUAACAUACAAUUCGAUAUAAUUUCUGUAUGUAUUAUAAUAGCUGCCUUUAAAACUGAAAACUUACCUGUAAACGCCAUCAGUGUAUUUUGCUGAGUAGGAAUAAACGUUAAGCAAUGAACAAA
Boleophthalmus pectinirostris (great blue-spotted mudskipper) is the source of this 2226-nucleotide messenger RNA. RefSeq names its product actin related protein 10 (gene actr10). The transcript is spliced from 13 exons. Lineage: Eukaryota; Metazoa; Chordata; Actinopteri; Gobiiformes; Gobiidae. Gene Ontology annotation, biological process: retrograde axonal transport of mitochondrion. The record is from RefSeq and is a predicted model, not a curated record. The coding region runs from base 151 to 1395 and encodes 414 amino acids.